AUGUCAACUGAAAGCGAAACAACCGAAAAUCUCAAUCAGGUUGAUAGACCAAUUUGGUAUGAACCAUUAUUGGAUCGUGGUUUAAUUCCAGAUUUUAUACUUCGAAGAGCAAUUAAAGUCUUAUUAAAGGAAAGAUUAAGUUGGAUUCAGUUAGGAGAUGUAGCAAAGAAUCAUCAAAGAAAAUUAGCUUAUGUUAAUUCAUUGAAAGAAAGGCCAAUUGCCGAGCAUACCGAACAGGCUAAUAAACAACAUUAUGAGGCAAAGUUUAUGAAGAUGUGUUUGGGAAAAAGAAUGAAAUAUUCUUGUUGCCUUUUUCCAAAUGGAAAUGAAAGUUUGGAUGCGGCAGAAGAAGCCAUGCUUGAAUCCUAUUGCAUCAAAGCUAAAGUGUCGGAAGGAAUGGAAAUCCUUGAUUUAGGUUGUGGUUGGGGAAGUUUGUGUUUGUAUUUAUGUGAGAAAUAUCCAAAUGCGAAAAUCACGGCAUUGUCCAAUUCAAACACCCAAAGACAAUACAUCGAGUCAAUUGCGCAACAGAAGGGAUUUAAAAAUCUCAGAGUCAUCACUGCGGACAUCAAAGAAUUUGAAUUUGAUUCUUCAACUCAAUUUGAUCGAAUUAUGUCGAUUGAAAUGUUUGAACAUAUGAAAAAUUAUGAAUUUUUAUUUACCAAAAUUUCAAAAUGGAUUAAACCAAAAGGAUUGUUGUUUAUUCACAUAUUUUGUCACACCGAUCAACCAUACGAUUUUUCAGUUGGUGAUGGUUGGAUGUCAAAAUAUUUUUUCACGGGCGGAACCAUGCCUUCCGCUGACUUGUUACUUUAUUUUCAACGUCAACUACAUUUAGUUGAUCAAUGGAUUAUUAAUGGUAAUCAUUAUGGGCAAACUUCCGAAGAAUGGUUAAAAUUAAUUGAUAAAAAUAAAAAGGUUGCUUUGGGCUAUCUUGCUGAAACUUAUGGUAAGUUUUAA
Funneliformis geosporum is the source of this 960-nucleotide messenger RNA. Lineage: Eukaryota; Fungi; Glomeromycota; Glomeromycetes; Glomerales; Glomeraceae. The record is from the annotation of a GenBank genome assembly.